This is a messenger RNA of Theileria parva strain Muguga, 1957 nucleotides long. It is a transcript of the gene Ddx41, whose product is annotated as putative ATP-dependent RNA helicase DDX41. Gene Ontology annotation, biological process: mRNA splicing, via spliceosome. The transcript is spliced from 6 exons. The record is from RefSeq and is a predicted model, not a curated record. Gene Ontology annotation, molecular function: RNA binding; RNA helicase activity; ATP binding. The coding region runs from base 1 to 1767 and encodes 588 amino acids. Lineage: Eukaryota; Apicomplexa; Aconoidasida; Piroplasmida; Theileriidae. Gene Ontology annotation, cellular component: spliceosomal complex.
AUGCAAGAACAGGAGUCAUCGGAUAAUCAAAAUUUACUGAUUUCUGAUGAAAAGCAAUUUUCUUUAGAAUAUAUACCGUUUAAAAAAAGGAAAUUAUUUGUACAUAAACAUACAUUGAGAGAAAAUGAAGCUUCAAACACAAAUGGUAAAAAUUGGACUAAAAACCUGGAUUUCACACCAAUAUCGGAAAGCAAAGAAACUGAAAAAUACUCUGGUGAAGAAUCUGAAGAAGAAAAGGGAUCAAAAAGAGGAGGAACAGAGGGAGGAGGAAGAGGAAGAGGAGGAGCACGUGACUACACAUAUUCUAUAAAUGUUUUGAGUUUAGUAAAUGAUCAAGCAAAACAUGAAAAUAUGCAAAUUAAAGAAAAUAAUCUUAUUGGUUCCGUCACAGGUUCUAUUAAUUCAGCCCUUUCCCCUGUAAAGGACUCUCCUAAGGCUAUAGUUUACAAAUCUCCAAUUGAUUCAAUUUACAAAAUCCCAUCUAAAUACCUAACUAUUGAUCCUAAUGUUGUUGAUUCAGUCCGAAACGCACUAGUAAUCGAUGUUUCAGGGGACCAGGUUCCGCCUCCAAUUCUGACCUUUGAGGACAUGAAGCUUCCAAGGCCUAUAUUAAAGGCUUUAAGGCAUAAAAAAAUAUUUGAACCCACUAAAAUCCAGAUGCAAGCGAUGCCUGCAGUCUUACUAGGAAGAGACGUUAUAGGCAUAUCCCCAACAGGGACUGGAAAGACUCUUGUUUUUGUUAUUCCAAUGAUAAUGCAGUCAUGGGAAAUUGAGCUCAGACUUCCAAUUGAGCCUAGAGAAGGGCCUUUUGGACUUGUAAUUUGCCCUUCUAGAGAACUGGCUUCGCAAAUUUAUGACAUAACCAAGUACUUUGCUGAAUAUAUUUCUAAGUAUGAUCGGCCUAAGCUUUAUUGUGCAUGUGUUAUUGGAGGAACAGGCAUUAAAGAUCAGGAACAUUCCAUUAAAUCGGGAGUUCACAUGGUCAUUGCCACUCCAGGCAGACUUAAUUACUUCCUAAAUUCCAGAAUUAUCAAUUUAACACAGUGCAGAUACCUCUGUUUUGAUGAAGCCGAUAGGAUAAUAGAUUUGGGGUUUGAUAGUGAAAUAAAGAGUAUAUUUAGCCACGUUAAUAACCAGCAUCAGACAUUGCUUUUUUCAGCCACAAUCCCAAGUAAAAUCCAAGAAUUUGCUAAAUUGACACUGACGAACCCAAUUGUGGUCAACGUUGGAGUCUCAGGAUCAGCCAACAAGAAUGUAAAGCAGGUCGUAGUUGCAGUUCCAAAGGAGUCAAAGCUUCCAAUGUUGCUUCAGUGCCUUAAGAAAACACCGCCGCCAGUGCUGAUUUUCUGUGAAAAUAAGGCGGACGUCGAGAUUAUUAACGAGUACCUCAUUCUUAAAGGAGUUGAAGCAUCGGCUAUCCAUGGAGGCCUUAGUCAAGAGGAGAGAAUAGAAUCCAUUUCAGACUUUAAGAACCAUAAAAAGGAUGUGUUAAUAGGCACCGAUAUAGCCUCCAAGGGACUAGACUUCCCCUCAAUACAACACGUAAUCAACUUUGACCUGCCCAGAGAUAUGGAAAACUAUGUGCAUAGAAUAGGUAGAACUGGAAGAAGAGGAGAAAAAGGGCUUGCAACAACACUGUUGGAUGGGUCAGAGGACGCUAGCUCCCUUAUAAACUUGAAGUGCAUACUAAUUGAGUCUGAGGAGGAAAUGCCAGAAUGUUUGAAAAAUAUACAUGUGAGUGAAGACGCACUCAAUAUAAAUUGUUAAAAUGAAUAACAAAACAGGGAAUCUGUGGUUUUAAAGCCUGUUGAUAUUGCAAAACGCCGGGUCACAGAAUCUCACAAUCCCCAAAGUUCGAAACUGAAUUAGAUAAAUAAUCAUUGAAACAAAGAUGGUGGAUUUGAGUGAUAUGGUUUUAAAGAAAUCUUGUAAAAUAAAUUUAUUUUCAUAAAUGGUG